Messenger RNA from Emericellopsis atlantica, 1428 nucleotides. RefSeq names its product NUDIX hydrolase domain-like protein. The record is from RefSeq and is a predicted model, not a curated record. NCBI's taxonomy places the organism in Eukaryota, Fungi, Ascomycota, Sordariomycetes, Hypocreales, Bionectriaceae. Bases 297 to 1295 code for a protein of 332 amino acids. Gene Ontology annotation, molecular function: 8-oxo-dGDP phosphatase activity. The transcript is spliced from 2 exons.
AGGGCGACCAUCUGCCUCAACGAGUCAAUACAGCGCUCGGUGGUCGAGUAAUUGAAUCAGAGCGCCGUAAUUCCUUACGAAGGCUCAGCUCGUUUAUAGCACGGUCUAGGUAAGAUCAGGUAGCAUGCUCCGCAGAAUAUCAACAAAUCUCUCGUAAUAGUAGGUACAGGUAGUAAGUACCUGUAGUAUUUUACAAAUUUCACGUUGCCGCUGCCCCUCCAAAGCCCCUCCACGAUGAACCUCCAUUAUAGACCAAAGCAUCCAGGUCCAUUGCGAUUCUGGACACAGCCAGAAAGAUGAAGUCGAAUAUCGAACUCAUUGGUGAGGUUGACAAGUUCGCAUACCCAAAUGAGACUUCUGCGAGGCUCCAGCAGAAGCAGGAGACGCUGUGGACUUUGAUUUGGCGUGAUGACGAGGGCUCCUAUCCUAUCGGCUAUGUUCUUGACCGUGUCGUCGCCGAGCUCCAGGUGGCUCCCGAGGACGUCAGAGGCUCCCUGACGUGCGACGAACGCGCUCGAACAAUUCGGCUGCUGGAUGGUGUAGGAUCUGAGGUUGCAAGAACCCAGCAGAUUGCCAAGCUCGCGGGCUAUUGGCGACACAAAGGAACCUUUCCCCUUCUAAAAGGCUGGCGGAACGAGCUCUGGCCCGUGUACGGGCGCAAAGGCGAAUUACUCUUCAGUAUGGAAAGGGCAGCCGUGGGGCUCUUGGGCGCCAUGCGGUAUGGCGUGCACAUGAUUGCAUAUAUCAAGGACGAUGCGGCCCCAUACGGCAUCCGUUUCUGGGUUCCUCGGAGAGCGGCAAACAAAUCCACGUUUCCGGGCAUGCUCGACAACACUGUCGCCGGCGGCCUCGCUACAGGCGAAGAUCCCUUCGAGUGCCUGAUCCGCGAAGCAGAUGAGGAAGCUGAUCUCCCCGAGGACGUUGUCCGGUCGCGCGCAGAGCACGUCGAUGUUGUCACGUACAUGUACAUCACAGAAAAGGAGCGCGUGGGCGAGGCUGAUUAUAUUUACCCAGAAUGCCAAUGGGUUUAUGAUCUGGAGCUACCGACAGACGUCAUCCCCCAACCAAAGGACGGUGAGGUCGAGGAGUUCCGCUUGUGCGAUGUGAGCGAGGUCAAGGCGCAGUUGGCAGCAGGAGAGUACAAACCCAACUGCGCCCUGGUGGUGAUAGCUUUCUUCAUCAGACACGGCAUCCUGACGAAAGAGAACGAGCCUGAUCUCGUGAGCAUUGAGAAAAGGAUUCAUCGCGAUUUGCCAUUUCCGGGGCCGCACAAGGAGUCUUCGUUCAAAUGGUAAGGCGGGGUGAGACAGCAACGAGCAAUGUGUGUCUUGACGCUGUGUACGAGAGCAUGUUGGGUGACAAGGUCGAUCUUCGUUGCAGAUUCUGGAUGUCUUCAUUCCUUCAUGAUCAAUUCGUUAUUUCUUGAUG